Messenger RNA from Umbelopsis ramanniana AG, 1849 nucleotides. RefSeq lists its product as uncharacterized. Gene Ontology annotation, molecular function: zinc ion binding; DNA-binding transcription factor activity, RNA polymerase II-specific; DNA binding. Gene Ontology annotation, biological process: DNA-templated transcription; regulation of DNA-templated transcription. Bases 151 to 1644 code for a protein of 497 amino acids. The transcript has a single exon. The record is from RefSeq and is a predicted model, not a curated record. Lineage: Eukaryota; Fungi; Mucoromycota; Umbelopsidomycetes; Umbelopsidales; Umbelopsidaceae.
GCUGUGUGUAUUAUAAAUAAUAUAAAAAAAGCAGUAGUGGCAAAAACGAACACAUGCGGGUAAAUAAAAGAGAAAAAAAAAAAAUAGCUGGUGGAGGAGAACAGACUCAGUGCUUGUCGUUUGGACUGCCGCACUUUUUUAUUUCUGGCGAUGCAAACUGAACCCGACCCUAAUUUCGCGCCUCCACCUCCUCUUGGCUUCUCAUCUUUACGCCUCAUGCAGACUAUGGCGAAGCCCAUAAUCGAGGAAGUCUCGGCUGAACAUGACAAACACAAAUCCGCUCAAGGGUCUGAUCUGAUUAUCAAGAAAUAUGAAUCUCCAGAAGCUGACCGAAGCAAAGACCGCACAAAGGCAAGCAAAGUAGCUAAUGCUUGUUUGACUUGCCGAGGGCGAAAGUUGAAAUGCGAUGGAAUGCACCCCUGUAGCCGAUGCCUGAAAUCCGGUAACAGCUGCACUUUCCCCGACGGCGUUACCCCUAGUCAACGGAAAACAGUCAGCAACGACGACUACAACUCUCUCGAGGAAGCCGUCGGAAAACUCGAAAAUCUGUACAGCAGUUUAUUUCAAGGUACAAGGGGAACCGAGCAAGCUCGAACUAUCCUGCUGGAGCUGUUAAAGUCACUUCCAGAGUCUUCCUCUGGGAGUCCCGUAUCGAGCCCGCAAUCGCCUUUUGAAGCUGUAACCAGCAACGGUCGAUCUUCUACCCAUCCGCCCAUGGGGAGUAAUAUAAGCUUUUCACUUCCUCCGUCUAAUCAGCCUGCAUCUGAACCUCUCGCCACCGCUGCACUUAAUUCCGUUAAUAUUGACGUUAUUCAAAGCUUGAGCUUCGCCCGCGGCCAGCAUUUCAUGGGCGAAACAGCUUUUUAUAUGAUGCCUGCCGAGGCAAAACAGCAAUUCCGAAGCAGUCCGACUACUGAACCACCGUUUCCUCGUAUCACAGCUAUGCCUCCCACCAUAUCCUUUGACGACCAAGUUCAUCUUAUUGAUGUAUUUUAUCAGCAUUUAAAUACGUAUUUUCCCAUCAUGAGCAAACCACUGAUGUUGAACCAACACUACGCCUUUUACCAUGGUCAACCAUCUUGUCUCUCUCCGUUUUUCAUGAAUUCCAUCUUUGCGGUCGCUGCUCCGUUUUCUGAAAAUGCCCGCCAGUACUGUCGGGAUUCCAAUGAUGGCCGUAAAGAACUCCACACUGCAGGUGAUCAAUUUCUGCAGUACGCAGUCCACAUCAGGGAAUCCUACAUGGAUGCUCCACGUAUCAGUACCAUUAUCGGCUUGACCCUGCUAUCUUUUCGGCUGGAAACAGAGAAGUUUAGCGAAAACUCUAUGCGAUCAUGGAUGCUAUCUGGUGAAGCUUUCCGCAUGAGUCAAGAUAUGGGACUGCAUCGCAACUGUGAGAACAUGGGCAUCAGCGCAUCUGAUCAACAACUCCGUUCUCGCAUUUUCUGGGCCAUUUUUUCCUUUGACAGGACAUUGAGUAUGAUGCACGGUCGUCCUCUAGCAUUUGACGAAAAAGAUAUUGUAAGUAGUGGUCUUCUUUGUUUUUUCCAGUCAGCCCCAGUUGCACAUGCUCAUGACGUUCGCUUGUUUGGCCCGCGUAGGACGCUCCGUUACCUGAAAUCGAACUUGAAACGGAUGCUGAUAUGAAGGAGACGUUGAGGCGAUUCUUGCAAUAUGUAAAGUUGAGCAAAGUAUCUGGUCGCAUCAUUAAGCACAAUUAUUCCCCUCAGUCUGGUACGAGGGCAUCCUACAAGGUAAGAAAAAACAUGUCUAAUCAGGCCACAAAAAAAAAUAAUUCGCCCGUCCGUUUCUUCGGGGGGCUGUUCCUACCAAGCCUUGUUUUUUUUUUAAA